This is a messenger RNA of Talaromyces stipitatus ATCC 10500, 1461 nucleotides long. Its product is annotated as pyridoxal kinase, putative. Gene Ontology annotation, molecular function: pyridoxal kinase activity. Gene Ontology annotation, cellular component: cytosol. The transcript has 6 exons. Bases 239 to 1321 code for a protein of 360 amino acids. The record is from RefSeq and is a predicted model, not a curated record. Lineage: Eukaryota; Fungi; Ascomycota; Eurotiomycetes; Eurotiales; Trichocomaceae. Gene Ontology annotation, biological process: pyridoxal 5'-phosphate salvage.
AGAGGAACAAUUUUCAGCACUAAGAAACAAUAUCCUCAAUUGCAUGACUCAUACUUGUUUCUAAGCCCUUCUUUCUGUCAUCUCUGACUCAAUUUAUCCUCGCUGUUGCUGCAUCCGGUGUGAUCUGCAUAUACAACUCCGUGGAACAUCAACAUAAACGACGUAUAUUCUUGUGGCAUGCGCAAGAAUAGAAGGACUUCUAUUGGAUAUCGCCAGAUUCCUGUUAUUUAUAGCAAUAAUGGCAUUGACCAAGGAGAAUGUUCCCGAGACGAAAGUCCUUGCAAUUGCCAGUCAUGUGUGCUACGGCUUUGUGGGAAAUACAAUGGCCACAUUCGUCAUGCAGUCCUUGGGCUGUGAAGUGGCAGCCAUUAAUACAGUUCAUUUCAGUAAUCAUACCGGAUAUUGCCAAGUAAAAGGAACAAAAACGAGUGCAGAGGACAUUCGCAAUCUGUACGAGGGUUUAACCCAGAGUUAUCUUACAGAUUUCGAUGUACUUCUCUCGGGCUAUGCUCCCAGUGCAGCGGCCGUCGAAGCGGUCGGUGAUAUUGCACAAGAUUUGCAACGCCGGGCAGAAGGAAAGCCGGGCUCUUUCUUCUGGGCUCUUGACCCUGUCAUGGGUGAUUUGGGCCGUUUGUAUGUGGCAGAGGAUGUUGUUCCAGCAUAUAAAAAAGCCGUUCGUCAUGCGGAUCUGAUAUUACCAAAUCAAUUCGAAACCGAAACCUUAUCCGGAAUCAAAAUCGCCAACACCACCGACCUUGCCAACGCAAUAACCUCAAUCCACAAGACAUAUGGAGUUCCUCACAUUAUUGUCACUUCAGUGCAACUAUCAAGUCUCGGUUCAUCGACGCCAUCGGGCUUAAUGACCGUCAUUGGCUCUACCGUUCGCUCCGAUGGCACUCCACGACUAUUCCGUGUCGACAUUCCGGCUCUCGAAUGUAAUUUCAAUGGCACAGGCGAUAUGUUUGCUGCCCUGACCGUGGCACGUCUACGAGAAGCAAUUUUUGCCGCUGGACCGUCUCUCAGAAACACAAAGUCUUGGGUAUCACCAGAUGAUGUGGCCCCGACAGAUCUACCUCUGGCCAAAUCUACCGAGAAAGUGCUUUCAAGUAUGCACUCUGUCUUAUUAAAGACAAUGGAAUCCAGGGAGGCCGAGCUUGCAACAACUGCCAACACAAUUGAUGCCACCGGACUGACAGAAGAGCAAUUGCAAUUUCGAGAGCAUCUGCGGCGAACAAAGGCAGCUGAAGUGAGGGUGAUCCGCAAUGUAGAUUUCCUACGUAAGCCGACUGUCGUUUUCAAAGCGCAACAAUGGGCGGAAUAAUUGAUAUGGUUCAGGCUUAUCUGGUAUAUUGGCUGCAUUGUUCAUGCGUAUGGAUAGGGCUUUUGUCUUGCAUGUCAUAUAGAUAAUAGACUACCACCAUCCAACUCCAAAAUGAAGCAACAUACAACUCCGAUAAUACC